Melitaea cinxia (Glanville fritillary) is the source of this 1300-nucleotide messenger RNA. RefSeq names its product unc-112-related protein-like. The transcript is spliced from 5 exons. The record is from RefSeq and is a predicted model, not a curated record. Gene Ontology annotation, cellular component: cell-substrate junction. Lineage: Eukaryota; Metazoa; Arthropoda; Insecta; Lepidoptera; Nymphalidae. The coding region runs from base 136 to 1122 and encodes 328 amino acids. Gene Ontology annotation, biological process: integrin-mediated signaling pathway; cell-matrix adhesion. Gene Ontology annotation, molecular function: integrin binding.
UUUUUUCCAGAUUUCAAAAAGGAUUGGUCAGACCACGCUCUCUGGUGGCCCACGCGUAACAAAUGGCUGUCCAGACCGAAGCACACACUGGACCAGUACGGUGUUCACGCAGAUGCUGCCCUCCAUUUCACACCGAUGCACAAACCCUUGAGAAUACAGUUGCCCGACUUGAGAUAUAUUGACUGUAAAAUUGAUUUCUCUAUCGACACUUUUAGCGCUGUGGUUCAACUCUGCAAAAGCCUUGGAAUACGGCAUCCAGAAGAACUCUCGCUGUGUUAUCCUUUGGAACCGUCACAUUUAAAGCAAAACUACCAGAACUUGAAAGAGGCAAAGAAGGUGAAGUCAAUACAAGCGCCAGACACAAACACGUUCAUCGCAGCCACAAGAGGCUCUUCGAACAGCCUGGACAGAUCCUUGGCUUGUCCUGCUACACCACCACCUCCUAGAUCGUUAUCCGCUACUCCUGUAACAUCACAACAGAAUGGUACACUACGUCGCUAUGGUGGCCAUAUCUACAGCACUCAGAGCGAUGGCUCCAGCGAUGGGGGCUACUGUGGAACACCCCCAAGAGCUGCGUCUCUAGAUGCAUUGGAUUCCCUUGCGGAACUGUCUCUAGCUGAUUCUCCUCUUGAACCAGACAGCCAAUCGCGGGAGUCACUUCUCACACCGAAAUCUUUGAUGGAACGUGCUAGAAUGAACGUUGGUUGGCUAGACUCAUCCCUAUCCAUAAUGGAGCAGUAUGUUCGAGAAUGGGAUACCUUACAGCUGCGGUUCAAGUUCUAUUCGUUCUUCGACCUCACCCCAAGAGCUCAAGAUGCAUCACGACUCAACCAACUGUACCAACAGGCCCGUUGGCAGAUCUUGAAUCAAGAAGUACACUGUACAGAGGAAGAGAUGUUACUGUUUGCUGCAUUACAGCUCCAAAUCGAAUUACAAACUCUAGCCGGUGGAGGCGUUGAUGCAAACGAUGGCUCUCAAGGCGCGGGAUCAACUAAUGCUCCAGAAGAUGAAAUUGAUGCUGCGUUAAGUGAACUACAAGUGCAAUUAGAAGGCGGACCACCCGCCCGACCUGAUAUCACCCAUGUCCCAGAACUAGCUGGAUACUUGAAAUAUCGAGGGUAGGUACAAAAUAAUUAAAAAAUAAUUGUGUUUGUUUUUAUACAAAAAAAACUACUCGAAAUAAAUACCCAUUAUUAGAGAUAUUUAAAAAACAUAAAUAGCAAUUCGUGACAGUCGUGACAUCUUUCAAAUCCAAAAAAAAAAAAAAUUAUCCAUAUCGGCACUACCAGCAAAAAGUUAU